AUGAACGUUCAAAAGCGAAACGAUGUUACGAUUUACAAUCUUUCGUCAGGCCCAGCACUUCCAGAAUGGCUGGGCGAAAGAGCGAGAAGAAAUCUCGCAAAGCGUGAUGAUAUGAUUCGACGAAGAAUUGAAUUGAUUCAAGAUUUUCAAAUGCCAAGCUCGGCCAACAAAGUCGUCCAAAGUGGUGACGGGCGCUACGUGAUCGUCGGCGGCACUUAUCCACCGCGAAUCAGGUGUUUUGAUCUUCAUGAUUUGACGAUGAAGUUUGAGAGGUAUCUUGAUUCUCAGGUUAUGGAUAUCGUUAUGUUGGGGGAAGACUAUGGAAAAAUUGGUAUCUUAAUGGACGACAGGACGAUUGGCUUCCACGCCCAUUAUGGAAAACAUGAAGCAAUUCGAAUUCCAAAGUUUGGGCGAAGUAUGACGUAUGAGCCUACUACGUGUGAAUUGCUGGUUGCUGCGAGUGGUGAUCAAAUAUACAGACUGAAUUUGGAGGAAGGGCGAUUCACAGAACCAUGGGCUAUGGAUGUUGGAGUUUCGGCAGCCUGUAUAGCUGUGUCUCCUUCUCAGCCUUUGGCUUCUGUCGGAUGUGAUGAUGGUAUCGUUCGAUUUUGGGACAAUCGAUCACCAGACACUUUGCUCAAACCGUUCCUGAAAUUGGAUGUUCAAUCUGCCACAGCUGGCUACGGCUUUGCCGACGAAAACAGUCUCUUCCAUAAAAACCCAAAUGAAAUUUCCAGUAUCGCACAUGACUCUUCGGGUCUAUAUAUGGCUGCCGGUACUGCUGGGGGUCUAGUAGCGUUGUACGAUGUCCGCACAAGCAAGCCAUUGCAUGUGAUGGAACACAAACACGGUGCACCAAUCCACACCAUUAAAUUCCAUUCAGGAAGUGCUUGCAUCCUCAGCUCUGACGAGAAGCUUGUGAAGAUUUGGAAAUACAAAUCGUCCGGUGAAAUUGUUAGAACAUCGGCUGCCAUGCUAGAAGAUCAAAAUAAUGGUUCGUCUGUUGGUUCCGUCGUCGCCAAUGUCGAAGGCACAGGCAAGUUUGCCAACUUUAUCAUGGCUGGAGAUGAAAAGGAUCCUACCGGAGAAACCAGUGGCGUACUUCUGUGUGCAACCGACCAGCCUAAGCUCGAAACAUACUACAUUCCAAAAGUUGGAUUAGCACCAAAGUGGUGUUCCUUCCUCGAAAACAUCACCGAAGAGCUGGAAGAAAGAGACUUGAAACGAGACUCUGCCGCCGGAGGUGAUGUGCUGGUUCGAGAGGGUGAAGAAACUGUCUUUGAGAAUUACAAGUUUGUCAGUCGCGACGACUUGGAAAGCCUUGGAGUCUCAGACUUGGUCGGAACACCAAUGCUCAAGGCCUACAUGCACGGUUUCUUCAUGGACAUUAGCUUGUACAAUCGUAUCCGUGCUGUGGCCAAUCCAUUCGAGUACGAAGAUUACAGAAAGAAGAAACUAAAGGAACGACUGGACGCGAAACGUGCCAGCCGCAUCGCUCCAAAGGAAUCGAGGAAAAAGAAGACUGCAGUCAACACAGAAUUUGCCGAUCGGCUGCAAGACAAGGCAGGAGCAUCCAAAACCAAAGCUGCUAAACUUGCUGGACAAAUCUUGUCCGACAACCGUUUCGGAAAUAUGUUCACGAACCCAGACUACGAAAUUGAUGAAGAAGACGAGGACUUCAAGCUGCGCAACCCAAGUGGUGUUGCUGCCAAGAAGGGGACCAAGCGUGACGACAUGGAUAGUGACGAUGAUGAUAGUGACGCUGACAUGGCGGAUACUGGGGUCUUUCGUCGUGUCGAUGACGAACUUGACGACGACGAAGACAGCAAUGAUUCAGAUAGCGACGAUAGUGAUGAUGGAUUCCGAGGUGGCAAGGUUCGUGGUGAAGCAUAUGACCAGGUCAAAGCAAUGAACAAACAACUCAGACAGCAGAAGAAAGACCGAAAGAACAAGAACAAGAAGGUGAUUAUGUAUGAAGCUGAUGAUUUGGGUGAUGCCAACGAUGCAGCAGUCCACGCUGGCCUUGGGCAAAAGAGUGCGUCUAUGAAGGUUAAGGAGAAGAUUCGUAGAAUGAACAUGCCACUCGAUAAGCGCUUCAGAAUGGAAGAGGAGGAAGAAAAAUUAGUCAAGGUUGUAAAUAAAGGUGGCGCCAAGGAGAUCACUUAUAUUCCAAAGGAUUCCAAAGCCAAAAAGCGCGAGGAAAAACAAGAAGAAGAGAGCGACGAAGAGCCGUACUCGCGUUCCAAACGACAAAGAAGAAGUAUGAAGGGUCUUCGGUGA
Cylindrotheca closterium is the source of this 2280-nucleotide messenger RNA. Lineage: Eukaryota; Bacillariophyta; Bacillariophyceae; Bacillariales; Bacillariaceae. The record is from the annotation of a GenBank genome assembly.